AUUGCGGAUCCCACAGCACUCAUUCCGUCUCCGAGCUGUGCACAGCAACAUGGCCGACAAGGAGGAGGUGAAGUAUUACACACUCAAAGAAGUGGAGCAACACAACAGCUUCGUUAGCAAUUGGAUCAUCAUUCAUCACAACGUAUACGACGUGACCAAGUUUCUCGAGGAGCAUCCGGGUGGUGAAGAAGUACUUAGAGAGCAAGGAGGAGGUGAUGCUACAGAAGCCUUUGAAGAUGUUGGACAUUCCACAGAUGCACAAGAGCUACGCAAACAAUAUAUAAUAGGAGAGGUUCAUCCUGACGACAGGGCUGCUCUUAGAAAGCAAGAGGUUACAUCGGUUACCAUCUUGGACUCUCAAGCAAGUUGGGCAAAUUGGAUAAUCCCAGCAAUAGCGGGCAUCAUUGUGGUCCUAAUGUAUCGGUAUUACGUAGCACAACAGUGAGUGCUGCAUGUAGAAGACCUUCAGGGGAGUAACCUUUUGUAUAAUUUCAUACUAAUUGCAAUCUUACAAUCCAGUGAUGAAAUCCUGAUGCUUAUCCAGACUUUAAAGGGUUGGGCAAAAGAAAUUCCUCUUACUGCUAACCAAAGUGAUUUUGACAUUGUGCAAGUGCUGUCGAACACAAUGCAUUUAGCAAUCAGAGGAAUUCCAGCCCUUAUAUUUCUAAAGAUUAAUAUGGCAAAUUUUUUUGUAUUCAACUUGUAUAUUUUACCAACUGUAAUUGUCAGCUUUUAUUACUGUAAAUUUAAUAUUUGAAUGUUUGAGAAAUUACACUAGCUUAUUGUCAUGAUUUGUUAUCCUGAAAAGCUACAUUAUAAUAUUGUAGGCAUGAGCCAUUGAGCAAGUCAGAAAUUCUCACUUUACACACAUAUAUAUAAUUAUAUAUAUAUAUAUGUAUAUACCUAUUUUCUACAGUUAAUUAAAUUCUAAGAAGUC
Callorhinchus milii (elephant shark) is the source of this 937-nucleotide messenger RNA. RefSeq names its product cytochrome b5 (gene cyb5a). Lineage: Eukaryota; Metazoa; Chordata; Chondrichthyes; Chimaeriformes; Callorhinchidae. Gene Ontology annotation, cellular component: membrane; intracellular membrane-bounded organelle. Gene Ontology annotation, molecular function: heme binding. The record is from RefSeq and is marked provisional.